This is a messenger RNA of Auxenochlorella protothecoides, 1245 nucleotides long. RefSeq lists its product as hypothetical. The record is from RefSeq and is a predicted model, not a curated record. The transcript has 7 exons. NCBI's taxonomy places the organism in Eukaryota, Viridiplantae, Chlorophyta, Trebouxiophyceae, Chlorellales, Chlorellaceae. The coding region runs from base 1 to 1245 and encodes 414 amino acids.
AUGCUGUGUCCCUGCUGCAAGCGGGAGACGGUUUUGGGUUUCAAGGAGCAGGCUCCAGAGUGCUGCCCGGGCCACCUGCUGCUGGAGGACGCCAGCCUGCGCGUCACGAUCCCGGCGCGCACCGCCUGGGUCCACCCUGCCCCCGGGGACGAGGCCGCCUUGGCCCAGCCGCCCGUCAGGGUGGUGCUCCUGGAUGACCUCACACGGGACGUGAGCCUGGGUGACAGCGUGCGCGUGGCUGGCCCGGUGCAGCGAGGGGCCUUGUCCAGCCUGGACUGCCAGAAAGGCGCUCCGGGGCUGACCUCCUGGGCGCUGAGCGUCUGCGCCGUCGGUGUCCACCUCGCUCUGGCCACUCCCGGUUGGGACCCGCGGGUGCAUGGCUCCCUGCGCACGCUCGCCAGGCGCCUCACCCCGGUCGGCAUCGACGCGUCGACGAGCGCGCGCCAGCUCCUGCCCCUCGCGCUGGGUCGGCAGGGUGCUGAAGGCGGCAGCCUCGCUGCGGCGGGGCCCGGGGUGCUGCUCCUGGACGCGGGGGCCUGCUCGGUGAGGGCUGGCACGAGCCUGAUGGCCUGCCUGGGUGCAGGGGACAGGCUGCGUGUCGUGGCGGAUGCACCCGACCUUGACCUGCAUGCCACAGCCACCCUCUGGCUCCACCUCGCGGCGACCGACUUUGGGAGGAGCUGCUACGACCACACCUCCCCGCUGGAGCUGCUGGCCAGGAAGUAUGGGCGCGACGCGCCCCUCGUCUUCGACGUCCUGGUGGCCUGUCCCGGACCCCAGGCGCCUGCCAUGGCGGCGCGGCUGGAGGACCUGCUCCAGGCCCCGGAUGAGUCGGAGCGUGCCGCCAUGACACCAGACGACCUUGCCCAACACAUGAGGGUUGCGCAGGGCCUGGGGCAGCCGCGCAUGACUCACGAAGGCUUGGAGGCCCUGACGGCAUACUUCACCUGCCUGCGGCUCGGCGAGGAGCAGGCGCCCCAGACGGCGCUGCUGAGCCUGGCACGUGUGGCGGCUGCCUGUGCCCGUCUGUGCCAUCGUGCCGAGAUCCUGCCGGUGCCAGACGCCGCCGUGGCCAUCGCGCUGAUGGAGGAGCGUCUGGAAGCCAUGGGUAUGCUGGCCAUGCGCUGGGAGAAGUGGCGGGAGGCCUGGCUGGUGGACGGCCGGCCCCUUGACUCCUGCCUGAACGGGCUGCUGUCCAGCAUUCAGGCGGAGACAGCUGCCUGGCUGGUGGAGGCCGAGGAGUAG